This is a messenger RNA of Amphiprion ocellaris (clown anemonefish), 3487 nucleotides long. RefSeq names its product interferon-related developmental regulator 2 (gene ifrd2). Bases 817 to 2181 code for a protein of 454 amino acids. The record is from RefSeq and is a predicted model, not a curated record. The transcript is spliced from 13 exons. Lineage: Eukaryota; Metazoa; Chordata; Actinopteri; Pomacentridae.
CUGGCAACCCCGGCUACUCGUUACCGAGGAGAAGAUGGUGGACCUGGAGACAGCGGCGUGUUCACAACUCCGUCCCAAACACCUCCCAUCUCAGCCCGGCGUCAGGUACAGACUACCCGGGGACAGGUACAGAUAAUACGGCUUGGAGCCCACCGGAAGGCCGGACUUUAGCUCUCUAUCCCGGGUGGUGGAGGAGAGCUCGGCUCGGUAACUAGAAACACCCGGAGCGGCGACACGAGUCCGGAGAAAAGGGGCAUUUUAGCGGCUUUGUAACCCAGCUGGAGAUACAGACCACCGGGACCAGCCUGCCGUGGUCUCCCGCCACCUCCAUACCGGCUGUCAGACCCCGAGGACUGAAGCGGGCUAACUUUAGCUGCUAACCAGAGGACUGGAGGACCGCAGCGGGCUAACUUUAGCUGAAAACCGGAGGACUGGAGGACCGAAGCGGGCUAACUUUAGCUGCUAAGCGGAGGACUGGAGGACCGAAGCGGGCUAACUUUAACUGCUAGCCGGAGGACUGGAGGACCGGAGCGGGCUAACUUUACCUGCUAACCGGAGGACCGGAGCGGGCUAACUUUAGCUGCUAACCGGAGGACUGGAGGACAGGAGCGGUCUAACUUCAGCUGCUAACCGGAGGACUGGAGGACAGGAGCCGGCUAACUUUAGCUGCAACUUGUAGGACCGGAGCGGGCUAACUUUAGCUGCUAACCGGAGGACCGGAGCGGGCUAACUUUAGCUGCUAACCGGAGGACCGGAGCGGGCUAACUUUAGCUGCUAACCGGCUAGCCGUGCUGUGGACUGUUGGAUCAGGGCGACAUGCCGAGGAGUAAAAAAGGGAAACGAGGCUCCAGUAAGCCGGGCUCUCUUCGUCAGGAGGUUCUUCAGCUGCAGCUGUCGGCUAAAGCGCCGCUGAAAGGGGUUAAGAAUGGGCUGAAGGGCGAGUCGGCGGCCAGCGAUGAUGAUGUGGCGUCUGACAUCCUCAGCCACUACAGCAGCGCCAGCGAAACCACCUCAGUUCUGGAGGAAGGAACAGGAGGUGAGCAGGUGGAUGAGCAGACGGCCCAGGAGGAAACAGAAGACAAACUGAAGCAGUGUAUAGACAACCUGAUGGAUAAGAGUACAAAGACUCGUCUGGCAGCCCUGGAGUCCCUGAGACAGGCCUUCGCCUCCAGACUGCUGUACGACUUCCUGACAGAAAGACGUCUGACGGUCAGCGACAGUCUGGAGAGAAGCCUGAAAAAAGGCAGCGGAGAGGAGCAGGCAGCAGCAGCCACCGUCUUCGCUCUGCUCUGCAUCCAGCUGGGGGGUGGAGGCGAGGCGGAGGAGGGCUUCAAGAUGCUCCGUCCGAUCCUCACCGCCAUCCUGAUGGACGGCACUGCCAGCAUAGCAGCCCGCCAGAGUUGUGCCAGGUCUUUAGGGAUGUGCUGCUACGUCUCUGCUGCUGAAGAUGGAGAGGACUUGAUCAAGUCUCUGGCGCUGCUGGAGAGCGUCUUCAUGUCUUCCUACCCCAACAGAGAGGGAACGCUGCCGACGCCCAAACCCGGUAGUUCAGGGCUCCACAGCGCCGCCCUGCAGGCCUGGUCGCUGCUGGUCACCCUCUGCCCUGCUUCCAGACUGACGGUGCUGCUCCCCCUUCAUCUCCCUAAACUCCAAGCGUGUCUUCAGAGCAGCGACGUCAACUACAGGAUUGCAGUUGGAGAGACCAUCGCUCUGCUGGUGGAGCUGGGACGAGAUAUAGAUGAGGAUUUUGAGGUGGACGACAGUGAAACUCUGUGUGAAUGUCUGAAGAGUUUAGCAACAGACGGAAAUAAACACCGAGCCAAAAACGACAGGAGGAAGCAGCGCUCCAUCUUCAGAGAGGUGCUGCAUUAUAUAGAGAACGAAGACUUCACAGAGGAGAAGAUCAGGUUUGCUGUGGAGAACGUUUACAUCGACGGCUGGAUGAGGAGAAGAAUCUACGAUGCCUUCAAGGAGAUCCUGGAGUCUGGAGUCAGACACCAUCUCCAGUUUAACCCUCUACUGAGAGACAUCUUUGGCCUUGGUCCCCCCCUCAUCCUGGAUGCCGCCGUCAAAGGAAACAAGAUCUCGCGGUUUGAGAAGCAUCUUUUCAACUCAGCUGCCUUCAAAGCCAGAACCAAACAGAGGAGCAAAGCCAGAGACAAACGAGCUGACGUCAUGUAGAGGAGGAGGACGAUGGAGGAGGAGGAUGGAACUCUUUCUACUGAGAAGAUUCAACAUGAUGCCCUCAGACUCUCUACAAACAGGAGCUUUUCCCUCUAAUCCUGUAAUUAAACUCUCCAAAUUCAACAUUUAUCCUUCCUGGUUCUUUCUAACUUCGUUUCACUCAGAAUGGAGGGAAUUACUGACCAGCAGUUCUUGCUGUCUAGCUGAAGAAUAAAGUUAAAUUAACUUCAACAUGCAUUUUAGUGCAAACUAGAAAUGGAAUCUUUAAAUAUUUCAGAGGUAUUUUAUCAACAGAAAAGUAAAGUGUUAAAUGAGACGUUUUGAAGGAUCUGCUGAACUCGGGUGCUGCUGGGUUUUAUUUUAAUUCUCAGCCCAAACUGCUGCUCUGUCAUUGGACGGGUCAGUCAGGUGUUUUUAAACCUAAUUACUGCUGCAGCAGGUCCUAGUCAAUGCCUAAACAGAAUAUAUACAUAAAUAUGUAACUAGAGCCAAGGAACUAUUGUGUAAAAGCUCCUGAUUCGUCCCUCAGUCGUCCUCUGAGGUUCAGCUGCCAAAUGAGAAAGCAGACUUUAACGAAGUCUGAAGAACGUGUGGUGUUUGUGAGAGCGUGUUUCAUUGAAUUUAAUUUAAUUAACACCUAAUCAUAUAAACGAGAAGAUGUCUGAUUAAAGGAGAUGAAAUCAAAGAGCUAAUUUUGUCAUCUUUUCAUUCAGUUUUAUUAAAAAAACGUUUUUGAUGAUUUUCCUUUAAACAUUUCUGCUGAAUAAUUGUUUUACUUUCUAAUUUAUUGGAGAACAGUUGUGUGGUUUUAUUAAGGAUUUAAACUGUUUACAGAUAAUUAUGGGAUAAAGAUGACAAGAAUUUCUACUUAUUUUGUUUUAUUUUCAUUUGGGUUGGAGGUUCAUGUGUUUGUAUUACAGAUAUAUGAACAGAUUUAUGGAGAUAUGUGUUGAUGAAAUGCAUUUAAAUGAUUUUAACUGAUGAGUGGAAAAUAAUCAGAGCUGCUGAUUGGACACGUUUAGUGAUGCUGGUUUUUAAAUAUAUCAUUUGGAGCACUUAACUCCUGCUGUUGGUGUUUUUGAAUAUUUUAGGUUAAAAAAGAGGAAAUUAAAUGAAGACGUUCCAAUAAUUUGGUGAAAACUUUCUAAUGAACUGACAGUUUUUUGCAGGAUUCCUGCAUCACGGUUUUCCUCCAAAAGACGUAAAUAAAUGAUUUUAUGGCCUCACCAAACGGUCCGUUGAGCUCUCCUGGUGUUUGGAGACAACCGAUGGAUCAAAUGGAUUAAAGAGCCUUUGAGAUCUU